This is a messenger RNA of Melanaphis sacchari, 521 nucleotides long. RefSeq lists its product as uncharacterized. NCBI's taxonomy places the organism in Eukaryota, Metazoa, Arthropoda, Insecta, Hemiptera, Aphididae. The transcript is spliced from 9 exons. The coding region runs from base 135 to 521 and encodes 128 amino acids. The record is from RefSeq and is a predicted model, not a curated record.
GGCACUCUUAUAGUGUAUACAGUAUCAUAGUACCUAAGUUGAAUGCGAUCAUUUUAAAUUUGUUCUUCGAAAAUCAUAGUUGUAAUUAUCAAAGCUGUUAUACCUUUGUAAUUAUCAAAACAAAAAAAACGGCUAUGAUUCCAUAUAAAGUUUUAAUAAUAUUAACUUUUACAAUUAAUAUAAGCCACUGUGAAUAUUCUGAAGAGGAAAUUAAAAAAGAAUGCAAAAUAUGCGCUGCCACUUUAAGUCUUGUUGGGUUUCAAUAUAAAUUACCACUUAUAAAUUACAAUUUCGCAAUGCAAUAUACUGUUAGUAAGGAUAAAUCUUUCACAUUUGAAUCACAAUUAAGUAAUCAAUUAACCGAAGAAAAUAUAAACAAGCUAGAACAGGACUAUGAAAAAUCACUACUGUCAGAUAAAAGAAAAGAUUUUAUAAAUGCGUACUACAAUGAAAUCAUACAUUUUGAGCAUAAACUUACCCCGAUAAGUCCAAGAGAUUUUUGUAUAGAAUUUUGUGAGUAA